CCAUCUGUCAUUUUGGCAAGAAAAGUGGACAGCUUAUUUUUCUGCUUUGGGUGGCGAACGACGACGGAAAGCCGCUGUGCAUUAAACGGAGAAAUUCAGGAUUAUUAUUCAGCAUUGACUGCAGCAAUUGGCAUCGGAAUAAACUAACGCAAACACCGGAAUCAUCAGUUGCCCCCUGGUGAAGCAUUAGCGCUUGGGACGGGCCAAAGAUGCUCGAGCAACUUCAGAAUCAGGGCUGGUACCUACUGCCGGCCGGGCUGGAGCGAUUGUUGGAAGGUGCAACCGGAACGAAUGUCGACCUGAAGCAAGCCACCAAGCUAGCUCUAGAUACCGAUUUGAGGGAAAUAGGUGGAGGAGCUUUUGCAUCCCUAUCUACCCGUGGCACCAAAACGGAGACAAUCGACGGCAACAUUGUAGUGCAGAUACUGAAGAUUCGUAACAUUUCCGCUCCAAAAGCCAACGAGGAAUCGAAAGUUGCGCCACGCUUGUUGAAGCUAACCCUCACCGAUGGCCAAACUCAGUACUCGGCAAUUGAAGGCGAGCCCAUUUCUUCCAUCAGCUUGGAUACCCCACCGGGAACGAAAAUAUAUUUGAAGAAUGGACCGAUCAAAAUAUCUCAGGGUUUAUUGAUUUUGAACGGCAACUGUGUUUCUGUGUUGGGAGGAAAAGUGUCGGCAUUGGUUGAGAAAUGGGAACUAGGACGAACCAUGGCGAAAUACGCCAAAGGAGGACGACUUCAGUUCAGUGCUUCUGGACCACCGCCAUGGAUAGCGUUUGGACAGAAAAUCCAACAAAACUUACCGCAUGAUAAAAAUUUCAAGAGUUUACAAACUAAGGAAAAAGAUGAAUCCAAGGAGAACGCCGAAUUCAACGCUUUGAGAAAUGACGCCAUUGCCGAAGCUACCAAAUUGGGCACCAAGAAGACAUUCGGCGGAGGAGCGAAGCAGAUGGUUGACGCAAACGUUCAAAAGAUAAUGGACAAAGGUUUCACUGAGGAUCAAGCUGUGCAUGCUCUGAAACUGACUCGGAACAACGUGCAUCGCGCGUUGAGUAAUCUUCAGCGGAUAGAAGAGAGAAAGCAGACUCAGAGUGAGAACAGAACUGGAAAAUUCGAUCCGACUCAAAAGCCUGGCAAGCGUGGACCUGGUGGAAAACGCGAUGUAGAGCUGGAGCUUACUUCCAAACCGUCGGCUAAAGUGUCUCUCUUCGAUUUCUUGGAAGACAUUCUCCCGGAAAGUGAAACCACCACCAAGAAGAGUGUCAGUAAGGAAUCGACUCCAUUUCCGGGAAAAGAAAACAGUUCAGUGACAGAUAAUAACUAUUCGAAUAAACAAUCAUCCUACAAUUCUUAUUCAAAUUCCAAUGCAAAUUCUCGAAAUCUAAAUUCGGCAUCUGGUAACACUUAUUCAAAUCAACAACAAUCGAACUCAUCCACGCAAUACAACUCGAACAAAAAUUACAACCAACGAUUUGAGAACAACAUUUCCAGCAGUUUUGCAAAUCGAAGCAACAGAAACUACAAUCAACAAGCAUCACAGCAAACGUCGUAUCAGCAAAAUACGAAUCAAUCUGCUGGUUAUAAGUCGUCACAAGACUAUAACAAUAGCCGAUACCGAGGGCCACAAAAUUCCACCAACGGACCUCAUCCAAGCGAAGCAGCUCCGCGUGGCCGACAGGACUCAACCAAGUUCAACCAGUCUCAUUCCUCGUACAAUCCUAACCAACAGUCGCAGUAUCGGAAUGACAGCUACAACAACAAUAAUCCCAGUUCUGGUGGACGUGGUGCCAAGUACGACUCGAGCACAAAUGCCAGCGGGAAAGGACAACAACAAUCUAACGCCAACUACAACAACUAUGCAUCCUCCCAAGGAUACGCCGGACAAGGCGAGUCCAGGAAGUACCCUAAUGGACCAUCCAAUCAAUACCAACAACAACAACAGCAAGCAUCUUAUUAUUCUGGCAACAAACCGAUUCAAGGAUACAAUGCUAGCAGUGUGGCUGCUGUCAACUCUCAAGCGAGCAAUAACUAUGGGCAACCCAAUUCGAAUGCGCAUGCCCCUGGUAACAGUACCAUGAACAAUACGGGCAACGUAAAGCAACAAAAAGGAUCUCGAUACGGCAAAGAGGAGCCUCAGAAGUAUACAGGUGCCCAGACGAAUACAACAACGAGUCAGGGAAGGAAACCACCGCCACAGCAACCGAAAGGUCAAACAACGCAUGGAACAGGAGCUGGCCCAACCCAACCACCAUUCGUGACCGGUAAUAAGCAGCCCAGUACAACGCCGACAGGAAACAAUAACAGCAAAGUGGCUCAACUAACGGAAGCAACGGCUAAUAUGCAGCUGAGCAGCAAACCCUUCGCCAACAAUAAUCCCCAAAUGAUGGGUGCACCAAAGCCGCAUCAAGGGCCCAUGGGAAGCCUGCCGGGUGCAGCUCCUCCACAACCUACGGCGUCUACUACAGCUCCAGUGGUACCAAAGAACUUUAUUCAACUGCCGAAUGGAUUCAACUACAAUCCUUACCAGAUUAUGGGUUUCCAAAACAAGCAAACCAACGAGUUCGCACUGAAUGUGCUGAAAAGUCAACAAUUCGACCCAACACAUAUGGCAGCUCAACCAACGGCUGGACCACCGGUGGCUGCCGUAGCUGGGCCCAUACCUGGGGUCGCGAUGGCUCCUUCUGCAGCCGUAGUGCCGCAAGUUUUGACAGCGACGUCUCCUAAUUUGCAACCAACAGCGACGUCUGUCCUACCGAACUGGAAAGUUGGUGAUCGCUGCCUCGCAAAGUAUUGGGAAGAUGGUGGGUUUUACAAUGCCGAAAUUACUGCGAUCUCCGAGAGCACCUUUGUAGUGUGUUUCCUCGAGUACGGAAAUUACGAAGAAGUUCUUAAAACGGACUGCAUCCCAUUGGCUCAGCCCACGACGGCGACAGCGACCCAUCUUCCGACGCACGGUCAUCCACCCCCAACGGCCAUGGGUUUCCAUCCCUCGGCAAGCCCUCAUCUGCCACCCGGUGCUCCAAUGCUGCCUCAUCCACCGCCUCCAACCGGGGCCUACCCCAGCCAGGGACUCGAUAACCAAUCUGCCGGGCAGCAUUACGCUCACGGUUACAAACCUCAGCCCAGUCAAUACCCGCAGCAUCACGCGCUGUCCCACCAACAGCAGCAAAGGCCUUCAAAGUUCCGAGAACAACGGCCAAUGUACGUUCCGCCAGCACAACGGAAAUAACGCCGUUUGGCGUUACAUGAACGAUAAACAGGCGACAUACGUGGUACCAUUUGAACAUGCAAAGAGUCACCGAUCACUGUUUUAAAGCUUAUUGACAUUUUCAGUAGUGUCCCCCUAUAGUAAUUCGCUUUCCAUGUAAUUGUUUCUCCCAGCAAAAAAUGUUGUUGUGUCCAAUAUACAGUUGUAAAAUGGAAAAGAGACAAAAAAGAUAGAAAGAAUAGAUUACAAUAUUUUCGUACUGAUUUUUAUGUUUCUUUGUAAAAAAUUGUUGAAUUUUUUGGAAGUUAUUAAAAGAAAACAUAAUUUAUAUCAAUAAAUUGGAGAAACGUGUAAGUGAUUUUUGGCAUGAUGUAUUUGUUUCUACACCUAAAAUGUCCUGCUCGUGAAACCACUAUGUUUUGGAAUGCGAAGAAGGGACUAUUAUUUGUCACGAAUUUGCUGCACUCGUAAAGUGUUAAUGGAGAUAAAUGGAUGGAUCAUAGUGAACGUAAGACCAUUUACCAAUUACGUUGUAUUUAACAUAUAUGAAAAAUAAAUCUUUUGAUUGAA
Aedes albopictus (Asian tiger mosquito) is the source of this 3776-nucleotide messenger RNA. It is a transcript of the gene Tdrd3, whose product is annotated as tudor domain-containing protein 3. Gene Ontology annotation, molecular function: RNA binding; protein binding. The record is from RefSeq and is a predicted model, not a curated record. The transcript has 5 exons. NCBI's taxonomy places the organism in Eukaryota, Metazoa, Arthropoda, Insecta, Diptera, Culicidae. Gene Ontology annotation, cellular component: cytoplasm; nucleus. Bases 210 to 3227 code for a protein of 1005 amino acids. Gene Ontology annotation, biological process: mRNA processing.